Symbiodinium sp. CCMP2456 is the source of this 2907-nucleotide messenger RNA. The record is from the annotation of a GenBank genome assembly. Lineage: Eukaryota; Dinophyceae; Suessiales; Symbiodiniaceae.
AUGUCCGACGACGACAUGGGAGACAUGCCCAUAGAGCUGCCAGAGGGCGUUCAGAAAGAGGUGAUGACCCCAGCACUUGAUGGAAGCUGGAAGAGGCCCCAAAGAGGGGACGAAGUCACCGUGCACUACGUUGGCACCCUGCAGUCCGACGGCAGCGAGUUCGACUCCUCGAGGUCUCGCGGCCGGCCCUUUGUGUUCACCUUGGGAAGGGGCGAGGUCAUCAAGGGCUGGGACUUGGGCGUGGCCACCAUGAAAAAAGGCGAGGUUUCCAAGUUCACUUUCGCGCCAGAGUUCGCAUACGGCGAGAACGGCUCGCCACCCAAGAUCCCGGAGAAUGCCACCCUGGUCUUCGAGGUGGAACUGAUUAGCUGGAGGUCGAAGUCUGAUCUCUUCGGAGAUGAGGGUGUGAUUCUGACAAGAGUCACGGAGGGCUCCGGCUGGAGAACCCGGCAGCGAGGUGCUCGCCUCAGUGAAAGCGGAGGCCCCAUUGCGAAGGCCUGCGACAAGGCCCUGCAAAGCAUGAAGGUGGGUGAGGAGGUCCAGCUGAAGUGCUCCAAGGACUACGCAUAUGGUGAUCGUAGCCCAGAUGGUGCCACGGUGACCAUCAAGCUGUCGCAAAUCUAUGAGACCACGGAUGUCUCCUUCGAGUCCAACAGAUCUGUGAUGAAGAAGCAGGUCGUCGAGGGCGAAGGCUACGAGAUGCCCCAGGACGGGGCGCAGGUGACGCUUGAAGUUGAAGCUGCCACAGACGCGUCGGGCCAGAGCUUGUCCGGCUUCCAGGCCAAGACCCUGGAGUUCGUGUUAGGAAACGGAGAUGUCUGUGACGCCCUGGAGUGUGCCGCUAAGGCGGCAGCAGCCCAGCUGGGGCUCAGCUCUCUUGACGCUGACACGCUUCGGUUCACGCUGACGCUGAAGGAUUUCGCGAAGACCAAGGAAACCUGGAGCAUGUCCGAGGAGGAGAAGCUGGAAUUUGGGGCUCAGCGCAAGGAAGUUGGCACCAGUCUCUUCAAGAGUGGCCGCUUUACCCUUGCGCUGCAGCGAUACAAGAAGGUGGCAGAGCUCUUCGACUAUGUGGACAACUUCAAAGCGGAGAACAAGGCCAAGGCGAAAGAGCUCAAGAAGCUCUGCAAGCUGAACCAGGCAGCCUGCUACUUGAAGUUGGGUGAUCACUUCGAGGCGAAGCGCGCCUGUGAUGCCGUUCUCAAGGAGGAUUCUCAGAACCUGAAGGCGCUGCUCCGUCGUGCGCAAGCCCAGUUCGGCAUGAAGAACUUCUUGGACUGCGUGCAGGAUUGCAAGAGACUCGUCGAGCUGGACCCGCAGAACCGCGAUUCCCGCAGCUUGCUCAAGCGGGCGCACGAAGGCCAAGCAGAGGAAGACCGGAGGUCCAAGAAGCUCUUCGCCACCAUGUGCAAGGCUCUAGGCAAAGGACCUAUUCCGGCACCUGAAAAGGCGAAGAUGCCCCACGAAGAAAAAGAACAUUUCGACAUGCAGGAUCCUGCCAAGACCGAAGGGGAGAUGGCCGAAGUACAACCCGCCCCACACGGAGGCAGGGCAACUCUUGGUGAAGAUCAUCCGCCGCAAACGCUGAGUUCGAUGAACAGCCACGUGGCUGGGCUGCUGGUGGCCUCGACAGGGCUGUCCCGCAUUCUUUUCUUGAAAACUCUUGCCCAUACCCCGGCCCUGAAAAGCACGAAGACACAGGCCCUUGGCCGCGGUGAGCUUUCGAAGUACUUCCGUGGCCCAUACUUGACGGGCGAAGUCUACCAAGGCUCGCUCUACUCGAAUAGCAGCCUGGGCGAUCUGCGGACGUUCGACUACAUAGCGCCGGAUGGUCUGGUGAGCGUGUGGCGACACGCGGUGAUCUUGUGCGAUCCUCAGGGCCAAGAACGCCCUGAUCAACGAGACCUUUGCGUGCUGUACCACUUUACAAACGAGCUGGCCUUUCGCAAUGUGGCCGACAUGGAGCAAACCACCGCCGAGCUUUUUGCAUCGCUGGUGGACUCCAGGGCCCACUUCGGGAAGGGCGUCUACUGUACCCAGCAUGAACCAGCCGUAUGGGGCUCCCGCACUCGUAUCUUGCUGAACAACUACAGCAAUUUGAGUCCUUUGCGUGACACAGCGGACCCAGAGGCUCAGCGGGUGGAGGAGGAAUGGGGCAGAGGCAACGCCGGAGGCCAUCGCGCAGCCUUCUGUAUCCCGAUCAUUGUGUCCAGAGAGCUCGCGUACAAUAUCUUUGAAAAACAAACGCCAGACCUGGCCCAGAAGAUGGUCCGUGACGCAGACACGGGAAAGGAGCGCAAGAUCAAUCUGGGAGAGGACUAUCGCGGCCGAAAAGUGGAUCCCGCCCGGGAUGUUUGGGUUGUGCAGGUGACAGACGAUUCUGGCAGGGUGAAGCACGCUGGCGCCGAGGCGGAUGGCUUGCUGAGACUGCUCCGGCGUCGGUUGGCCAACCUCCGACGACAGCUGGGCGACGAUGCGAAGAUCACGUUGGACUGCAUGGGCGAGCUCGCGAGGAGGCUACGGCGCCGCGCCCUGCGCGAAGAAGCGGAGCAGCUGUUCCAAGAGUGUCUGCGACGCCGCCGGGCCAAACUUGGUGAAGAGCAUCCUGACACGCUGGCUUCGAUGAACAACUUGGCUGGACUGCUGCAGGCCUCGAGCUGGGCUUUUGCGAGCGCGAGACAGAAGGGUGCAAUACUGGGUGAAGUCUUGAGAAGAGCGAUGCACCAAAAUGAUGCUCAAAAUUCAGCCUGGCCCCGCAGGAGGUGCCAAUUCCUUUCUGACCCAUACCCCGGCCGUCACAACUGGUACAAUACCAAGUGGCAGGAUCGGGGCCGCUAUGAGGAAGCCGAGCCGCUGUACAGGCAGGCACUGGAGAUUCGCAGCGGCCUUAGGGGGCUUGUGGCGUGA